Messenger RNA from Owenia fusiformis, 1770 nucleotides. The record is from the annotation of a GenBank genome assembly. NCBI's taxonomy places the organism in Eukaryota, Metazoa, Annelida, Polychaeta, Sabellida, Oweniidae.
GCCACAGUCGAGUGAACAAAUAAACUGAAUAGUAUAGUCAUAAAAACAUUUAAUAUAUACAACUGCAAUUUAUGCCUUUCAUAUUAUAACUUGUUUAUCAGAAAGUAUAUGCUUUACAUCUAGAAGGAAAAUAGAAGCGCUCUGUAUCUAUCAGUGAGAUAAUGCGGAUAUGUGUUGCAAUACUUGUCCUCUUUUUAAUUCAAGAGACACAUACUGGAAAGGGGGAUAAAGGUAAAAAAGAUAAAAAGAAGAAGAAAGAAUCUGGCACCGAGGUCGUAGAUGCAGCAUUAGAAAAGCUGAAGAAAUAUUCCGAGACGGGUCAAAAAUUCUUAAGAAACAUUGCCUGUGUUGAAUCCAAGUAUGGUACAGACAAAAAUACAUACAGGAAAAACUACCAUGGAGGAAUAUGGCAGGUUGAUGAGGUGGGAUUUAAAGACACCCAAGAUACUAAAUCACAUCCUAAACUAAAAGAGCGCUUCAAAAAGAUCAAAGAGCUUUAUGGAAUAGACUGGGAGAAGGUUGAAUGGAAAGACUUGAGAAAACCAUUUUAUUCUGCCUUGGCAGCGAGGUUGCUUCUGCAAAACAAGGCUGAUGCACUACCCCCAGAAGAUGACAUCAGGAAACAGGGAGAAUACUGGAAGAAACAUUAUAAUACAGAAGAUGGAGCAGGAACUGUUGAUGAUUUUGUAAAACGGGUAGAAGAAUGCAAUAAGAAAGAAAAUAAAGAACAAGAAAAGAAAGACAAAGAAGAGAAAGAAAAAGAAAGGGCAGAGAAGAAUGAAACAGAAACUGAGGAGCAAACCCCUGAUAAACCGGAUGAUAAGAAAGGCCAGGAUGGAAACCAAACAGAAGAUGGCAUAGAAUGGGAUGCAUGCCCAAUAGGACCUGAUGUGUCAGAAUGGGAACGAUUGCUGCCCGAUCCUCAAAAAUGCAACCAUUUCUACCAUUGUAAUACAGAAGGGUGGGCGUGGUCAAAACCAUGCCCAAUAAGGGAGAAUGGAACACUGUUAAGGCUUUACUGGAACGAUGAGCUGAAGUUGUGCGACUGGCCAGAAAAUGUGGACUGUACAAUGAUUGAGACAUAAAGAAGUUUAUGUUACACAUUGCCAAUAACAUUCUAAAGUCGUUUUACUGUAACAUGCUAGUGCAAAAUAGCUAAAAGACUUAAUCAAGAUGAUUGAGUGCUUCAAUGAAAGUGCUUAAAUGUACAGAAUAUUACAUUCUUAAAUGAAAGGUGUUUGGAGUAAUUAUCCAAGAAAAGAGUAAAUAUUGUGACAUUAGAAAAACUGCUUUACAGUUGUAUUGAGAUAUCUAUUUGUUUGAGUAUUGUAUUUAAUGACAUACUCAUUAAUUUUAAUACAGGAUGAUAUGUGUAUACAAAUGAGAUAUUAGCAAUAAUUCUGCAGAUACACCUGAAUGUCGAUGAUUAAAUUGAUCACAAUGAACUUAAAUAAUUAACAAUUCAGUAAAAGGUGGAAACCAACAAUAUUAAACAAAAUCAACAUUAACAUUUCAGUUAUUACCUUUUUAAUGAUAUACCAGUAUAUUUUUGUAUUCUAAAUAAAACAAGCUUUGUAAAUAAGCAGGUCAAUUGCAAGCAUACAUUCUACUUUAAAUGAAUACUUUAUGAUAAAUUAAACAAAACAUGGAAAUUAAAUUUCAUCAACUGCAUCAUAAAAUAAUAUUGUAAUCUCAAAUGGAUAUUGACAAAAGUGAAAAACAUGUUUUACAAAAGCUCGAAAAAAUUUGCAAAGAUCAAUUCUGAGGACU